ACCACUAUGGGGACUGGUUUGUUGUCCUCUGUGGUAGCGAACACGGCGGGCAGCAUUUGAGUUGUAGUAGUGGUGCCUGUCACCUUGAGCCUGAUCCGAGCGGUGUAGUCCAUGCGUUCCUCCAAGUACGCGUGGUCGUUUAGUAGUAUUUUAAGAAGUCUGUUUGCGGUGGGAAUGGAGUUACAGGGAUUAUCAUCAUUUGAGAGUAUGCAGGCUCUCUCUAGCAUGCUGUCGACUCAACAGGGUGACGAAGAAGAGGAUCCCAAAAAUGUGAGAGGUGGUGCACAUAUUGGACCGGGAGACAUUGGUCCCCCACCCAAAACUAGCACUGAGCCACACGGGUCCAGUGCUUACAUUAAGAAGGACAGUAAAGAUAUAUGGAGUGAGGAGGAGGUAGCUGAGGGCUCCCACUAUGAUGACUUGGCAGAUCCACGACCACAGCCAGAGUAUGAAAUAAUACUGAAGCAGAAUGUGGGGACAGAAGACGUCUUCUUGGGGCUCAGUGGGAAGGACCCAUCGUCCAUGAAAUGUGAGGCCAUGAAGAUAAAAAUCAAACUUCCAGAAACCAAAGCAACAGAUGUUGUCCUGGACGUUAAGGAGAAGUUCCUCGAUCUGAGGACGCCAAAAUAUAAACUGGGUCUUCAUCUUCCCCAUCCAAUCCACUGCCGUGAAGGGAAGGCUCAGUUCUUCAGCGAUAGAGAGGUGCUGGAGGUAUCUCUAUUGAUGAACCGGCCCAUGGACUCUAUAAACUUGCAAUAACUAUUGAAAGUGGUUCUCAUUAGUGGUUUUACACGCAAGGAAAUGUUAGUAAAUGCUAUAUUUAGAAAAAUAUGUGUGUAUAUUUCACGAAAGUAUAAAGGAUGGGUCGAAAGGCCCGAAAUGUUUGGUCAUGCGAUGAAACCCAUAACACUUUAUGAGAGUAAUUGUGAAAAGUGCCUAUUUUUGUGUUGAUGUGUAUCGAGUCCUA
Gadus macrocephalus (Pacific cod) is the source of this 967-nucleotide messenger RNA. RefSeq names its product dynein axonemal assembly factor 6 (gene dnaaf6). Lineage: Eukaryota; Metazoa; Chordata; Actinopteri; Gadiformes; Gadidae. Gene Ontology annotation, molecular function: dynein intermediate chain binding; protein-folding chaperone binding. The transcript has 7 exons. Gene Ontology annotation, cellular component: cytoplasm. The coding region runs from base 112 to 759 and encodes 215 amino acids. The record is from RefSeq and is a predicted model, not a curated record. Gene Ontology annotation, biological process: flagellated sperm motility; axonemal dynein complex assembly.